AGUGAAUUGAAGACCAAGGACAUGGUCUGAAUGGCUGUCUUUAGUCACUGGAGGAAGCUUCCAUGCACCGAGCGCCAGGCAUGGCUGGGAAGCCUUUCCGGGCCACGUACAUCUGGACCAGCAUCAUUUCUAACCUCCACACUCGCGUGGAGGUCAAGCGGCGGCGCCACAACCUGAAGUCCUACCAUGACUGCUUCCUGGGUUCGGACGCCGUGGACGUGGUAUUGGCGCACAUCACCCUGAACCGUUUCUUCGGGGACGAGGCGGUGCCCCGCUACAAGGCCGUGCGCCUCUGUCAGGCCCUGAUGGACUCAAGGGUAUUUGAGCCGGUGGGCAUUAAAGUGUUCGGGAAGGAGAAGAAGAGAGCCACAUUUGAGGACAGCAGCUGCAGUUUGUACCGGUUCCUGAGUCCGGCCAACAGCUCCUCAGCUGCCCUGGUCAACACCAACUCCCACUCCACCAUCACCAUCGAGAGCGGCUACGACUCCCCGAGCAUGACCAGGAACAAGAACGGCUACAGUCCGUCACGUGAAAGACAAGAGGUGCUGAGCUACUCCACCCACUCCCCGGUAAAUACAGACAAAUCGCUGGAGGACGUGCUGGGAAACCUCAACCUCAGCUCGACCAUCACCCCUCAGAUGAUCAACCUCGGCCUCUCGCAGCAGCUUGUGGAUGAAGUGUGGCACCAGCAGGCGGUGUUCCGGCUGCUGCAGCUGAUCGAGCUCCCCCUGUUGGAGAACCUGCUGGAGGGGAAGGAAACAUCGCGGCCUUCUCUGCACGGCAUGGACAGCGACCCCGACCUGCUGUACACGUCCAGCUACCUGGACAGAGAGGUUCUGAAGGCGUUCAGCGAAGCACAGGCUGAUGAGUGGAUGUCAGGGGCGGUGGACUGUCUGGAGUUCCUUCCCGACGAGCUGGUGGUGGAGGUCAGUCGGGGUCUGGCCGGCUGUGCCGACGACCUGCCUCGGUGCAAGGAGCUGCUCUACCAGGUGCUGACUCAGCACUACGGACACACCGAGCAGCCGCCUCUGCUCAGCAACCACGUGUUCGACAUCCACUCCGGCAUCUCGGAGCUGCUCGUGAACGGGAAGGUGGAGCUCGCUCUGGAGACGUUGCAGCUCAGCCUGAAGCUGCAGAACUCGCGCAGCAGGGAGGAGCUCCGGAGGCUCCUGAGAUUCAUGGCCAUCGCAGCCAAAUCGCAGGAAGUCAAACUGCACAAAGAGAUUGAGAACAGAAUGGCGGUGAAGAGGUCUUUCUCUGGUGCCAUCGUCUAUAGCAGGAGACUCUCCAAAGGAAAGGUGGACUUGAUGGUUCUGUUUAUGAUGGACAACCACUGUGACCUGUUCAAGAUCCCUGUCUCGUUGCACAAGAUGGUCAGCGACAGAAUAAUGAACAUCAUGACGGGGAAGGAUCCGGACAUGAUGACAGGGUCGACAUACUGCACGAGAGUAAGCGCUAAGGACUACUCAGAAAACGCACAAAAAACCACUAAAGAGGAGCUUUUGUCUCUGCUGCGGACUGUCCACGAGAACCCCAAACUCUCCUCGAAGGAAAAGAGACGGCUACUGGGACAGUUUUACAAAGGACACCCGGAGAUUUUUAUCCAGUACUUUGGAAAUAGAUUGUCAAGUGUCAACAUGUUGCUACGGUAAUAUUUAUUAAUUUGAAAAACAAAAAAAAAUCAUGUAUGAAAUGUAAAAAGAGGUUAAUGUGACGAUUUUCUUUUCCUCCAUCUGUAAAUAGUUACGACUACUGAACAAGAAUGUGAAUUUUAAUUGUAGAGACUCUUAAUAAGCUGCAAUAUUUAAGGACGUAUUUACUUUUUUUUGGUUUUUGGUGCAGGACACUAACAUGCAAUGUGUUCAUAAGGUUUUGUACGAGACUGUUAUUUUAUCCAAAAGAAAGAAAACGAACCAAGUGUUCCUGAGAGAUUAGUUUUUUUGUAAUAUUUUCACAUCACAAUGCAUUUUGAUGGCGAUACAUGUCUAACGAUGCAUCCGGACGUCGCUUAUCAGUGGGUAUAUUGUCUGUGCUUGUGCAAUAGGAUCAGUGUUAGCAAUAAAAAAAUGUGUCGGCUUCUCAUAUACAAUGUGAUGUACAGUACAAGUAUGUGUGAGGAACCCUCCAACGGAAAUUUGAAACUGGAAAUCUGAAAGUCUGAUGUUGUUCUCUGUAGUAAACAGUGAGAAGCAUUCAUGAGAUUCAGCCCUCUGGGUUGUUGUGUUUGUCGAAAAAAAAAUCAACAAAACAGAUGUUGUACUUUUGUUGUUGUUGUUGUUGUUUUUCUUCCUCAGCCUUCGUCGCGUUUCAGCGUCAUCUUCAGGGUUUGAAAUAAGGUUUAUGUAAUGUUUCUAAUCAGAUGAGGAAAUUGCUUCCAAAUUUCCAAGAAGAAUUCCUAGACUAAGCUAAACCACAAACAUCUUGUUUGUAUUUUGGCAGGUCUCAUAGUAAAAUUCAACUGGUAUUGUUUAGCGUUCAUACAUUCACGUGGCGCUGCUCCUGACGUAAAGACAGCAAAUCGUAUCUGAGUAAUUAAUCCACAAAAUGUCAACAAUGUUCAGUUUUGCAGGACUUGUCUAGUGCAUGGAACAAACACGGUCCUCUGUUUUUCUUUCCUAACAGAGUGGCAUAACUGUGAAUGCUGCUUUUUUUUCUCCUGAGGUUCUCAUGUCAGACAAAAAAUCUGAAAAAUUGCUGAUUCACCUAAACUGUCCAUGUGCAAAUUGUUUUUUUAAAAGUAGUUUGGGAGGCCAGCACCGUUUCUUUCUUCUUCUUUUUUCUCGGCUGACAUUAGUUACGCCCAGAGCGCUAGAAAACAAACCCACAGAGCUCUUAAUGUGCUUUAACGAUUCUCCAGCUGUAAUCAAUGACUUGAAACCACCACGGAGACGCUGAGAAAAGGCCAACAAGCAAUGAAAUAACCUAAUAGUUUACUGUAACACAAUUAAAUUAUUCCCUCCCGA
Stegastes partitus (bicolor damselfish) is the source of this 2963-nucleotide messenger RNA. It is a transcript of the gene depdc7a, whose product is annotated as DEP domain containing 7, paralog a. Lineage: Eukaryota; Metazoa; Chordata; Actinopteri; Pomacentridae. The transcript has 9 exons. Gene Ontology annotation, biological process: intracellular signal transduction. The coding region runs from base 63 to 1652 and encodes 529 amino acids. The record is from RefSeq and is a predicted model, not a curated record.